Messenger RNA from Nematostella vectensis (starlet sea anemone), 4132 nucleotides. RefSeq names its product inositol polyphosphate 5-phosphatase OCRL. Gene Ontology annotation, biological process: signal transduction; phosphatidylinositol dephosphorylation. Gene Ontology annotation, molecular function: phosphatidylinositol-4,5-bisphosphate 5-phosphatase activity; inositol phosphate phosphatase activity. Bases 126 to 2951 code for a protein of 941 amino acids. The record is from RefSeq and is a predicted model, not a curated record. NCBI's taxonomy places the organism in Eukaryota, Metazoa, Cnidaria, Anthozoa, Actiniaria, Edwardsiidae. The transcript has 25 exons.
CCAUCCCCAGUCCCUCGCGCUGGGACAUGAAAACAAACAUGGCUACCCAUGCAGGAAGUAGCUAAUACGGGAAGACCUGAGUUCGGGGGCUUUUCGCGAUCUUGGGGAUUCCGAUCUCCCUGCAAAUGGAUGCCCUACACAGGAUACAAAAUGUGCUACUCUUUGAAGAGAACUGCUGCUCCUGUAUCAGGGGUGUUCUAGUAAAAGAGAACAGUGAGACUAAAUGCCUAGUUGCACACAUUAAUCGGAUUGGAGAUAAUGCUUUGCUUGUAUAUCAAGAUCCAACUGAUGGGGAUAAGAAGUCCCCACUCAACCUCCUCUACGCUCUACCAAUCAGAGGAGCUUUUGCUCUCAAUAAAGUCAUAAAUGGUGCAUCAACUGCAAAUGGAAAUGGCAAUGAAGUACGGUUCCAAGUUAUCACAGAUGAAAAUAUUGCCUACCUUUUUGAGGUGAAGACCUCGGAUGAGACCAUGAGGUUUCUACUUGAGGUCAAGAAUGCAAUAACAGAAUACCGACAGAAAGCUCACAUGAUUGGGGUCCCUGACUUCAAUUGGCUGGACAGAUACCACCAGCAGAUUUCCAGGAAAAGUUUUGAUAUGCCAGACGACUGGGCAUUUAACCAUCUCAUGACUCAAGACGAUGGCGCAGCCAGCACCGCCACAGAUUCCACGUCAGUUCCUGGUGCAACAAGCGCGGCCAGUCAGUCAGAGGAUGGACUGGAUGUCUUUGGCAUGCCUGGCUUCACCCCAACUGACACAAUACUCCACCCUUCCCCCUCAGAGUCAGCGCUUACAGCCCUUGAUAAAGUGGAUCGCGGGUCUGCAGUAUCAUCCUCGCCCAUAUUUACUCGUAAGUCUGUGCUACCCAGCAACUUUGGUGCUAGAGAUGGCUUUAUUAAACUGCAUAUGGCAACGCGUGAGGCGGAUUAUAUCGAGGUUCUACCUUACAAGUUUUUCAUCGGCACGUGGAACGUGAAUGGAAAAAGCCCCGUCGAGGGACUGGGGCCAUGGCUGACGUGUGAUGAUGAAGCCCCGGAUGUUGUAGUUGUCGGUUUUCAGGAGCUCGAUUUGAGCACGGAAGCCUUGCUAAUGUCAAAUGUGACGUCAUCUUCCACGUCAUCCAAAGAGGAGGACUGGCAACGAGCGGUAGACAAAGCGCUGAGGCUGAAAGGCUCAUAUAUCAAGGUGCGUUCUAUCCGAUUGGUCGGGAUUUUUCUCCUUGUCUACACCAAGACCCUCCACAUGCCACACAUCAAAGACGUCGCCGCCGAGUACGUCGCCACAGGAAUCAUGGGAAUGAUGGGCAACAAGGGCGGUGUCGCCAUACGCAUGUCCUUCCACAACUCAACGCUGUGUUUCGUCAACUCGCAUCUUGCCGCUCACCAAGAGGAGUAUGAGAGACGUAACCAGGACUACAGAGACAUCUUGAGCAAGCUGAACUUUACACGCGUGUCUGAAGUGCUAACCAUCCUAGAUCAUGACGUCACGUUCUGGCUGGGAGAUCUUAACUACCGUGUUAACAUGGAGUGUGAGUUGAGCAAGGGUCUCAUAGACCAGGGUCGCCUGGAGGAAUUGUUAAAGUGUGAUCAGCUGAUCAAGCAGAAAGAAGUCAAGAAAUGCUUCUCAGGCUUCCACGAGCCACCAAUCACGUUCAGACCAACUUAUAAAUACGACCCUGGCACUGAUAACUGGGACUCAAGCGAGAAAGGUCGCGCCCCCGCUUGGUGCGACCGCGUCCUGUAUCGCGGUCAUGGCGUCAAACAGAUCGCAUAUCGUAGCCAUCCUUCCCUCAAGGUCAGCGACCACAAGCCUGUCAGCGGACUCUUCUCUGUAGGGGUGAAAGUCGUGAAUCGCGAGAAGGAAAAACAGGUAUACGAGGAGGUUGUGCGGUCUUUGGACCGACAGGAGAACGAGAGCUUGCCUCAAGUCAAGCUCGGCACGACAGAGAUUAAGUUCAAGAAUGUUCAGUUCUUGGAAAAAACGUCUAAGAUUUUAGAAAUCGAAAAUACUGGCCAGGUUGUCGUCCAGUUUUCGUUCAUUCCUAAGCUGGAUGAUAAUCACUUCUGCAAACCAUGGCUCAGCAUAAAACCCAACAUGGGCAUUAUCAUGCCAGAGAAUACGAAGCAGGUCAAAGUAUCGGCCUACGUGAACAAGGAGACUGCAGGCGCACUGAACAGCGGUGAAGACAAGAUGGAGGACAUACUAGUACUGCACCUCGAGGGAGGCAAAGACUUUUUUAUCACUGUCACGGGUAGCUAUUGCCCGAGUGUGUUCGGCUCGUCGCUGGAGGCUCUCGUUCACAUGUAUGGACCAAUAAGAGAAGUCCCUGUGGCCAACCUUAUCGAUCUGGAACACGGUCAAGAUAGCAGCGCCUCCGGUCCAGCCAGUCAGCGGCGUGCCAAGGAAGCUCUCGAGAUCCCCAAGGAACUGUGGCUGUUAGUGGACCACUUGUACAAGUACGGCGCGUCCGAGGAAAAUAUUCUAAAGCAGUCAGGAUUUGAGCAAGAAAUUCAGCAAAUCCGAACCCACCUGGAUACCGGGAGCACUGGGAAAAUGCCGGGCAGCAUCCACUCUGUCGCCGAGGCUCUUCUAAUUUUCCUAGAAGCCCUUCCCGUUCCCGUCAUCCCUUUCGGGUUCUACCAAAAGGCGCUGGAGUGCUGUAAUAACUACAUUUUGUGCAAGCAGCUGAUCUGCCAGCUACCCGAGUGCCACCGGAACGCGUUCACUUAUCUGACGGCGUUCCUGAGAGAGCUGCUUCUAUCAUCUACUGAAAACAAACUCGAUGCAAAAACGCUCGCGACGUUGUUUGGCACGCUACUUCUGAGGGCGCCUAAGGACGAGGAGAGCGCGGCCCUCAGCAAGAGGGCCAUCAGUCAGCUGACGCAGAAGAAGGCGCGAUUCGUCUACCACUUCCUAAUCAACGAAUUCGACGGUGGUAUGAACAGUGCGUGACGGAGGAUAGCGUUACGCUACAUUAUGGGGACUGUCACGUAACCUCUUAUCAACAUCUUUAUCAACGAAUUCGACGAUGGCAUUAAUAUUAUGUGACGAUAGAUUGCGUGGUCAUCGUUACAUCUUUUGAUCGCAAACAGUGUCGGUAGAUUGCGUUACCUUGCGUGUCGAAUGCUGUCACACAAAAGACUGCGUUACACAUCCUGGUCAACUAGUUCGAGGACUCUUUACAUGACUCAUUGCGACACGUUUCGCGUGUUACAGAUUCUAACCAGUGAUCAUUGGUGCGUUAUAGCCACUUGCGAGACACUUGUCACGACGCCAUCCAAAGAGGGUGAUGCGUGACACACAUACCUUGAAAUUCGUACAAGGCAGCCACGCAGAGCGUGACACGACAUCAAGGACUUGCGGGACGCUCAAUCCGACUUGUGUGACAUAUCAUAAAGCCUGGUUUCGAUAUAGUCGUAACAGUCGUAAGGGUCGUAACAGUUAUCUGCAAAAAAAAUCUCGCGACUCUUACGACUAUAUGGAAACACUCGAUGAGACCACCCUUACGACAGAUACGACCGAAACCGACGGGUCGUUUCACGGUCUUCAGAUAUAGAACCAAUUCUAUCCGUACAGUCGUAAGAGUCGCAAGUCGUAAGGUUCGCAGACGACUGUUACGACCUUUGCGAUUGUUACGACUAUAUAGAAACCAAGGCCUGAAUGAAAUUUAAUCCAGCAAUGGAAAAGCCUCCGUUCUAUUGCGAAAUAUUGGUGUUUCCAAAAUGAUCAAUGAAAAAAAAGAAAACAAUAGUGUCACGCAAGUCGCAUUUACAGUCCUUAAAGCGUUCAGUAAAAUGUGACCAAAUGGUCACAUGAUAGCCGCGACUGCAAACUUCCGUACAACUUAACUUGUUACGCACGCAUGUGUGACAGGGCGGGAUAUGCAAAAUAAUCAAUACAAUGUUAUGUAUACAUGCCACUUACAGAUUUUUUUUUACUCAAGAGACAGUGAUUUUAUCGUAUCAGAUUUAAUCAAUACAAUGUUAUGUAUACAUGCCACUUACAGAUUUUUUUUUACUCAAGAGACAGUGAUUUUAUCGUAUCAGAUUUUAAGAGUUAUUCGGGGGUUGUAUUUUUGCUAACAGUUCUAUUGAUAUUGUGGGAAUUGAGUAAUAAAAGUGUUAUUAUUUCUA